GAGAGAUUGGUUGGGGUCCGUUGUCAUCCUCCAGAUAAAACCCAUCAAAACCCACACUCCACGCUCUGUAAUCCAAAGAGGGUGAUUGAUAUGGGGAUACUAACACUGCCACUGGUGACCUCCCUUCUCAGACCCAAUAAAUCCAAAUUUUCUCUUCUAUUCACCACCACUAUCCACCAUCAUCACCGCCGUACCAUCUUACACCACCUCCCUAUACGAACCCGUUUCAGCAGCGCCACCACCCCUCUCUGUUCUUUCACAAAUUAUGCACUUACUCAACAUGAUCACCCUUCAUUGACGACAGAAGAUUCAAAUUCAAAUGCAGAGGAACGGCCAAUUAAAGUUUCUAUACCCACUUUUCAACAAGCCAUUCAACGUCUCCAGGAGUACUGGGCAUCUGUUGGAUGUACCAUAAUGCAGUGCAGCAAUACAGAGGUUGGAGCUGGGACUAUGAAUCCCUUAACAUUUCUAAGGGUCCUUGGUCCAGAGCCAUGGAAUGUUGCGUAUGCAGAGCCAAGUAUCCGUCCAGAUGACAGUCGUUAUGGUGAAAACCCUAAUAGGCUUCAACGUCAUACUCAAUUCCAGGUUAUAUUAAAGCCUGAUCCUGGAAAUUCACAAGACCUCUUUAUCAGAAGUCUAUCAGCUCUAGGUAUUGAUGUCAAUGAGCAUGAUAUUCGAUUUGUGGAAGACAAUUGGGAAAGCCCGGUGCUUGGUGCUUGGGGAUUGGGUUGGGAAAUAUGGAUGGAUGGAAUGGAAAUUACACAGUUUACUUACUUCCAACAGGCUGGAAGUCUUCAGUUGAUGCCAGUAUCUGUUGAGAUCACCUAUGGCCUUGAGCGCAUCCUAAUGUUACUUCAGGGAGUUGAUCAUUUCAAGAAAAUCCAAUAUGCUGAUGGAAUUACUUAUGGGGAGCUCUUCUCUGAGAACGAGAAAGAAAUGAGUGCAUAUUAUCUAGAACAUGCCAGUGUUGACCAUAUUCAAAAACACUUUGACUUUUUCGAGGCAGAAUCACGUGCUUUGCUUGAUUUAGGCCUUGCAAUACCUGCGUAUGAUCAGCUUCUCAAGACAUCUCAUGCCUUUAAUAUAUUAGAUGCUAGAGGCUUUGUUGGGGUAACAGAACGUGCUCGUUAUUUUGGGCGGAUGCGCAGUUUAGCUCGACAAUGUGCCCUGCUUUGGUCGAAUACAAGAGAGUCACUUGGAUAUCCAUUAGGUGUUAUUUCUCAAGCUAAUAACCUUGUUGUUCCCAAUGAGGUUAUAGAAUCAGAAGCCAAAAAGGUUUCUGAUGAACCAAGAUUGUUUCUUCUUGAGAUUGGGACAGAAGAGUUACCACCAAAUGAUGUUGCUAGUGCAGGGCAGCAACUCAAAGAUCUAAUUGUCCAAUUACUUGGAAAACAAAGGUUGACUCAUAGUGAAAUUUCUGUAUUUGGCACCCCGAGGAGACUUGUGAUUAGUGUUGAGAAUCUAUGCUCUAAGCAAGUGGCAAAUGAAGUUGAGGUUCGAGGACCUCCAGUUUCAAAAGCUUUUGAUAAUCAAGGAAAUCCAACUAAGGCAGCAGAAGGGUUUUGUCGUAGAAAUUCCGUAACAGUGGACUCAUUGUAUAAAAAAACAGAAGGCAAGACAGAGUAUGUUUAUGUUCGUGUGAUGGAGUCUGCACAGCUUGCUCUGGAGGUUUUAUCAAAAGAGUUACCUGGUGCAAUUAGUAAAAUAUCAUUUCCAAAGUCCAUGCGUUGGAACUCCGAGGUCAUAUUUAGCCGACCUAUUCGUUGGAUUUUGGCACUUCAUGGAGAUGCAUUUGUUCCUUUUUCAUUUGCUGGUAUUUUAAGUGGUAACGUUUCUCAUGGUCUCCGUAAUACAAAAUCAUCUACAAUCACGAUUGAUAGUGCAGAGUCUUAUGCUACUCUAAUGCAACAAGCUGGAAUUUCUGUUGACACUGAGGAACGGAAGAAAAUAAUUCUAGAACGUUCCAACCAUUUGGCAAAAAGUGUUAAUGGAUGUCUUGUGAUGAAAACUAGUUUACUUGAUGAGGUUGUAAACCUUGUUGAGGCACCUGUUCCUGUCCUUGGAAAAUUCUCAGAGUCUUUUCUAGUGCUCCCUAAAGAUCUUUUAAUAAUGGUUAUGCAGAAGCAUCAAAAGUACUUCGCCUUGACAGACAAUGAGGGAAACCUCUUACCAUAUUUCAUUGCUGUUGCAAAUGGAGCAAUUAGUGAGUCAGUUGUUGCGAAAGGAAACGAGGCUGUACUCAGAGCUCGAUAUGAAGAUGCUAAAUUCUUUUACGAAUUAGACACUAGUAAAAGGUUUUCAGAGUUUCGGGGUCAAUUAAAUGGAAUUCUUUUCCAUGAGAAACUUGGAACAAUGGAGGACAAAAUGAUACGUGUGGAGAGUACAAUUAGUGAACUAGGGUUAGCUCUAGGGUUAACUGAAGAUAAGUUCCCGAUUAUUCAGGAAGCUGCAUCACUUGCCAUGUCAGACCUCUCGACAGCUGUCGUUACAGAGUUCACUUCACUAUCAGGAAUAAUGGCACGACACUAUGCUCUUCGUGAAGGAUACUCACAAGAGGUCUCAGAGGCGUUGUUUGAGAUCACACUCCCUCGAUUUUCUGGUGAUAUUCUCCCGGAAACCGAUGCAGGGACUGUAUUGUCAAUUGCAGACAGAUUAGAUAGCCUAGUUGGUUUGUUUGGAGCAGGAUGUCAACCGAGCUCAACUAAUGACCCUUUUGGUCUACGAAGAAUCUCAUAUGGUCUUGUCCAAGUGUUGGUAGAAAAAGAUAGAAACUUGGACUUACAACAUGCUUUGAAAGUUGCUGCUUCUGUGCAAUCUUUGAAAAUAGAUGCUGUAACAAUACGCGAGGUGCAUCAGUUUGUGACACGGAGACUUGAGCAAUUUCUGGUUGAUAAGGGAAUAAACCCUGAAGUGGUUCGUGCAGUUUUAUUAGAGCGUGCAAAUUGGCCUAAUUUGGCAGCAAAAUCUGCAUACAAAAUGGAUGUGUUGUCACGAGGUGAGGUUUUGCCAAAAGUGGUUGAAGCAUAUUCUAGGCCAACAAGAAUUGUUCGUGGAAAAGAUGUGGAUGUUGACACACAGGUGGAUGAAGCAUUGUUGGAGACGAAUGAAGAGAAAGCUUUAUGGAGCACUUUCUUGUCUAUCAGAAGCAAAAUACAUCCGGGUAUUGAAGUAGAUGAUUUUGUGGAAAUCUCUUUGCAACUAGUUGAGCCACUAGAAGAUUUUUUCACCAAUAUUUUUGUCAUGGUGGAGGAUGAAAAGAUCAGGAAUAACAGACUUGCACUGCUUAGAGAAAUUUCUCAACUCCCAAGAGGAAUAGUUGACCUUUCAGUUUUGCCUGGAUUUUGAUUUUGACCUUUUUUUUUUGGUUUCUAUUUACAGGGCUCCAACUUUUAUAAUUUAUCACAUGCUGUCAUUGUUUGUACUUUGUACACCAUGAGUUGGUGAUUAUUGUCUGGAUACAAUACACGGAUCUUUCUUUUGUAAAAUCUCAUAUCAUAAGAGUGUUCUUUUGUUAUAAUAUAAAUAUAUUGUAGGAAUAUUUGGAAAGUAUAUCCAAUGGUGAUAUAAAAAAAAAUAACUCGAUUUAA
Molecule: messenger RNA, 3587 nt
Organism: Lactuca sativa (garden lettuce)
Lineage: Eukaryota; Viridiplantae; Streptophyta; Magnoliopsida; Asterales; Asteraceae
Gene: EDD1
Product: glycine-tRNA ligase
Biological process (GO): glycyl-tRNA aminoacylation; arginyl-tRNA aminoacylation
Cellular component (GO): mitochondrion; chloroplast stroma; cytoplasm
Molecular function (GO): ATP binding; arginine-tRNA ligase activity; glycine-tRNA ligase activity
Source: RefSeq, a predicted model, not a curated record